Messenger RNA from Paramacrobiotus metropolitanus, 1404 nucleotides. RefSeq lists its product as uncharacterized. The record is from RefSeq and is a predicted model, not a curated record. Lineage: Eukaryota; Metazoa; Tardigrada; Eutardigrada; Parachela; Macrobiotidae. The transcript has 5 exons. Gene Ontology annotation, molecular function: RNA binding. The coding region runs from base 232 to 816 and encodes 194 amino acids.
UGCCUCGUUGCGGCUGCGAGACGCCAAUCAUCAGCACACCGCAUUUCAUUUUCAUCCAAGCAACUGAACCGAAAAUCUUUGGGCUGUCUGAGCCUGUCUCAUCGGGAGAAGCCAGUUCGUCGUGUUUCGUGCGGGUUUUUGGGGUUUUGGCAGCGUCCAUCGGGCUGCUUCGUGGUUUUCCGUGAUUCUUGUGUGUGUAAAGUUUCGGUUUUCUUCCUAGUCCAUCUCAGCAUGUUGAUAGUGUGGAACAUGGACAAGAGCGACAGCAGCGGCAGUUCCGAUGGCGAAGUAGUCCAUGUCGGCGGCGUCAUCCAGGUGCCACCAAAGUGGAACGGUGUGGGCUUCCGUGUGUUAGUCCGCGGUAUCCCGGUCGGGGUCAGUGACCACCAGGUCACCCAGGCCUUGAAUACCUUCCCGAAGGUGGGCAACGUCAAGGAACUGUGGAUGUCGACCAACAGCGACUCGCCGCGCUUCGGCUUUGUGGUCUUCGAGGUUAAACGGGAUGCGGAGAAAGCCGUCGACGAAGGGCUGGCUGUGGGCGGCACACCGCUGGAUGUUUCAUGGUCCACAGUUCGGAUUAUAAUCGGAAUUGCUGCGGACAACUUCGAUAAGUUCAAGGGUCUGGCUGAGUUCUUGAGACGAAAUCCGGCACCACUGGCCAAGAAGCUCCUACAGCAGCUCGCCGCGUGGGAGUAUUACAAGAAGUACAUCAAUAAGUAUGUACGACCCGAUGUGGACCACGUAGGAGGAGAGUUCGUUUUUUACGGCACGCGGGCACGUCGAAGCCUGCCGCGAAGGCUGAAUCGGAUUACAUGAAAUCACUGGGAGACCUGGAGAAGUUCGUUCGUGUGAAGGUUCCAGCCGUGUGUGACAGCCCGCAGAAGCGCGGUAGUGGCAGCCCGCAGAAGCGCGGCGGCGUAGGAGGAAGCGGCGGCGACCGCGCGUGAGGCCACUCCCCGCAACUGUCCGGAGAACGACGGCGGCGGCCGUGGCGGUUAUUAGGAGGCCCUCCCCCCUUCAUCCAGGCAUCCUCCCCCAUCGUAUCAUCCGUGUUUAAGCUCGUGGGUCGUUUUUUAACUUCCAUUAUAUUUUUUUGAUAAUAAUGUCCGUUUAGCGCUUUAUUUUCGAGCUGAAGAAUUCCUCUCGUAGUACGUGUGCGUGUUUGUACGAAGCCGCACCGGUUGUUUGUUACGUAUAGAAUGUCGUUUUCCCGGCCUUGACCAAAAAAGAGAAAUCUCCUCUCUUCGCGGUGGGUGAGAGACGGGUUUCCGAUGCUUAUCUUUCUGAUCUUGAACUUGAUGUUACUAGUUUUUUUGUGAUAAUUUUAUGAUGAAAUCGUUGGUGAUGGAUUUAUUUUCUGCAGUUAGAUCUCACAGAUAAAAAAAAUCUCCAAAGUUACCCGAU